Messenger RNA from Megalobrama amblycephala (Wuchang bream), 1370 nucleotides. RefSeq names its product myrosinase-binding protein 2-like. The coding region runs from base 806 to 1102 and encodes 98 amino acids. The record is from RefSeq and is a predicted model, not a curated record. The transcript is spliced from 3 exons. Lineage: Eukaryota; Metazoa; Chordata; Actinopteri; Cypriniformes; Xenocyprididae.
UAAAUGUACUACUAUACUUUUAUUGAGUUAAAGUUAUCUUCAUCAACUUUACUGAAGUAUAGGGAAGACCGAGGCAAGUUGUCACACUGUACAAAAUAUUUUCUACAUUAAACAACAAGCUAUUGAACAUUUUCAAUGACAACAGGACAAACUGAGGUAAGUUGUCACUAUGGAUUCCACAGGCUUUUUGGCAAAAUUAAAACAAUAAAACAAUUCUGAAACUUUCUGAAGGAAAAAGUACAAAUAACUAGCAAAUAUUGUUAAAAUUUCUACAACAUAAUACAUUUUAAACACAUUUGACAACUUUUAUAACAUGACAUGUGACAACUUGCCCCAACCUUGACAUGAAAUUUGAAAAAUACUCGUUUUCAUUAUUUAGUUUACUGUUGUCUGAAUGUACUUCAUGAAGGUGUGGUUUUAAAGUGUUGUUUACACUACAGCUUUUAGAAAAAUUUGAUGCUGGAAUUUGGAGAUUGAAAUAUUUUAAAACAAUUAUCUCAGUUUAUCAUACAUUUUAAACAUUUUAAACUAAUACAUUUUACAACUUUUUGUGAAAAAAGAUUUAUUGUCUGAACUUUUAGAUGUUGUCCUCAAGCCCUCUCUUACUCAUGAGUGACUCUUUGUGGCUAACUAUGGUACUUGCACGUAGAAUCAGUUGCAGUCUUUAAAUUUAGUGUCUUAGUUAAAAUGCUUUCUCUAUUUAAUAUCAGUUGUACUGAAUUGCCAUUAUUACUGAGAUCACUAUGAUUUUAGAUCUGUUAGGAAUGUCUUUUCUAAAUAAGGUUAAAAAACGUGCCAUCCCAAAAUGAAGAGUCUCAUGUUAUUGACCAUGCUGUGGCUCAUUCCCUCUGGAGCUCUUUGCCGUUAUAAGCCUCGGAGCUCCUCUGGCAGUGAUGAGAGGAUCUAUUGGCCCCAUGGAGGUCACUAUUUUCAUUUGAGGCCGGCUCCACCUGGACCUCUGUUCCCACUGUGGCCAUUUCAGUGGCCCCUGUUGCUGCCACGUCCAGUCCCGGCCCCUGCCCCGGCUCCGGCCCCUGCACCAGCACCCACACCCAGCCCCCCAGUCACCACCACCACCGUCCGUGGAGAUGGUAGAAAGUAGAGCAGAGGUUGUUUUGGAUUACAAUGACCUAAAUGAUUUACUUAAAUACCCUUGAAAGUUUAGUAGACUAAUGCUUUCAAUAAAUAUAGUGAAUCUGUUUAACAUGUUAUUUUGUUGUUAUUUAGAAAUAAUAGGCUACAACUAUUAAAUAUAGCAACAAUGUGUUCUAUGUGAAGUUAUUAUCAAAUCGGAGCUUGAGCAGGAAAUAAAGCAAUAAGCCCCAAGAAGCCGUGGUUUACAGUGAAUUUAUAACAGCUAUGGGUGUUGU